AUCUAUCUCCGUGGAAGGUUUUUGGGUUUUUUUUUUUUUUUGCCUGGCUGAGUUGAGCGGCUUCCACCAUGGCGGAGAUGGCAGAGCUUUGCGAGCUGUACGAAGAGAGCAACGAGCUGCAGAUGGACGAGGGCGAUAUGGAGGUAGGCCGCGGGGCUCGCGGGCCGGCCCCGGAGGAGGGCCCCAUGGAGGAGGAGGCCGCGCCGGCCGCCGCCGCCGCCCGCGCCCAGCGCGGCCUGUUCGCCGAGGCUGGCGCAGACCUGGAGGGCGACGAGUUUGACGAUUGGGAGGACGACUACGAGUUCCCGGAGGAGGAGCGCUGGAGCGGCGCGAUGCACCGGGUGUCCGCCGCCCUGGAGGAAGCCAACAAGGUGUUCCUGCGAACGGCGCGAGCCGGCGAUGCCCUGGAUGGCGGCUUCCAGGCGCGGUGCGAGAAGAGCCCUUUCGACCAGCUAGCGUUUAUCGAAGAGCUGUUUUCGCUGAUGGUUGUCAAUCGACUGACCGAAGAGCUCGGGUGUGAUGAGAUCAUUGAUCGAGAGUAAAUGCUGGCGAAAGAGGAGGAAACUACCAGAGAGGGAGAGAUUCAACGUUCUGCUGUUUUUGGGUUCAUUCCAAAUAGUUUUGUGCAACAAAAAAAAUAAAUAAAUAAAAACGGUUUUUUGUUUCUCGGAAUAGAAGACAAGACAGUGAGUGACCGUGCCGUUGUGGAAAAGGAGAAUCGAGGAAGGAGGGGCUCGGCACAAAGCUCCGGCUCAGACUGUUGAACGAGAUGGUGUUCCCUGCGUUGGAGAAGAGCUUUCCUGUGUUAAGCUUGGAAAGAUGGCUUUGCAAGAGGAAAUCGUGACUGCCAAUACAAGAAUCCAAUUAAAGAAUGAGGAAAAAUACAUCCACAAGAUAUCUUUGAUUCGAACUGAAAGCCUGUUGAGAAAACUUUCCAAAUUCUGUUUUUUGGUUUAUAUAAAUCAAUUAUCAGAAACUAAAUUUGAGGUUUAAGAUUAUCAACCCCAAAGGAUAAGCAGAGUAACUAUGUGUGGUGUACAAGUGUAGACGUGUUAUCAUGUGUACUAUUAUCUUAAAAUGUGUUACAAAAGCUUCUGGAAUUUUGACUGCACAUGUAUCUUCAUGAUUUAUAAAGCUACUGUGAUCUGUAAUUUGGAAAAGUCCAUUGUGGUGAUUUUUAAAGUUUAAAAAAAAAAAAACAACCAGGAUGUCUUUUUAAAAAAUGUUUUAAGUUCAUGCAUUAAAAUGUAUGGGAAAGCCCAAAGACAAAACUUUCUAAUACCUUUUAUACUAGGGAAAUUUUGCUUGCUGUUUUUUACCUCGACAGAUGGUAAGACUAAAGCUGAACUUCAUAUUGUAAGAACUGUUUGUGAGAAUUGUCAAGUAAAAGGAAACCCUGCCUGUAUCUAUAAAAGAUUUUAUGAGCUAUUAUGCUGUCAAACUUUGAAGGAUUUAAACCUGCUCAGAAGUCCACCUGGGUACCUGAUACUCAUAUUCUCUCUCUCUCUCCCUCUCUUCCUUUCUCCCCAUCCCUCCUUCUAAUUAUGCUUGUUAGUCCUUAUGCACCAGCAUUGGCGAUAAUAAAUUUUCCUGUUCUGUGUA
Molecule: messenger RNA, 1602 nt
Organism: Peromyscus eremicus (cactus mouse)
Lineage: Eukaryota; Metazoa; Chordata; Mammalia; Rodentia; Cricetidae
Gene: Eid1
Product: EP300 interacting inhibitor of differentiation 1
Exons: 1
Coding region: 69-542 (157 amino acids)
Biological process (GO): negative regulation of DNA-templated transcription
Cellular component (GO): nucleoplasm
Molecular function (GO): transcription corepressor activity
Source: RefSeq, a predicted model, not a curated record